UCCAGGGGGUGUGGGAGUGGGAAAAUAAGCAGAUAACACACCCAGUCACACACACACACACAGAGAGAAAGAGAGAGGCAUCAUGGGAUCCUCUCCUGUUCUCCAGAAUCCCCAAAGUCUCCACAACGUCUUUGUGUACGGAAGCCUUUUGGCAGACGAGGUUGUGCGUGUGCUAUUGAAGCGAGUCCCUGAAUCCUCUCCCGCUGCCCUUGACGGCUACCAUAGGUUUAGCAUAAAAGGGCGUGUAUAUCCAGCAAUUUUACCUGUAGAGAAUAAAAAAGUUACUGGAAAGGUCCUCAAGCAUAUAACAGAUCCUGAAUUAGAUAUUUUAGAUGCUUUUGAAGAUGUUGAAUAUGAAAGAAGAAGUGUUGAGGUAUCAUUAACAGGUGAGGAAUGUUUGCAGGACAAGUCUGAGAAGAUAAAGGCUCACACCUAUGUUUGGGAAAACAAGAAUGACCCAAACUUGUAUGGAGAAUGGGAUUUUGAGGAAUGGAAGCAAGUACACUUGAAUGAUUUUCUAAGGAUGAGCAGCAAUUUCAUGGAAGAGCUAGACCUACCCGAUUCAAGGACUAGGGUGGUUACAUACGAAUCCUUCUUUCAGGCUGGUGAUGAAAAGUCGAUGGCUUGAUAGGAUUGCCUUUACUUCCGUUUCUUUAUGCCUGCAAGGAGUCUAAUUCCCUUCGUCUCUGUAAAUCUCAAGCUAUCUUCCUUUAUCUAAUAAUUAAUUCAACUGGGGAAACAAUAACCAUAUUUUCCUCUUUAUUAUCUCCAUGAUGGGUGAAGUCUACCUUUCUUAAUUUC
Messenger RNA from Nelumbo nucifera (sacred lotus), 801 nucleotides. Its product is annotated as AIG2-like (avirulence induced gene) family protein. The record is from RefSeq and is a predicted model, not a curated record. NCBI's taxonomy places the organism in Eukaryota, Viridiplantae, Streptophyta, Magnoliopsida, Proteales, Nelumbonaceae.